UGAUAUUAUUGUUUCUGAUGAUUGGCAAUGUGCAAGGAUUUCUCACAGACGCCAACGCACAAGUUGCUGGUCCACUUUGUUAUUCCUGUUUACAUGUCGCACAUCAGAGGGACUGUACACGUAUUGUCCAGUGCGGUCCUCACGAGAAAUGUUAUGGCAGAAGGUUUAUAACUCCAGAUGGUCUGGUAUAUUUUUCAUCCGGUUGUGAAUCAAUAGCCGGUUGUGGAGCACGUCGCUCGAUCCCGCAAGACAAAUCGAACACCUUGUUGAAGGCUGUUAGGGCGGGUAAUGGGGACAUACAGGCUUGUGAUCAGUGUUGUGAUGGUGACUACUGCAAUCUCCAGCUUUGUGAUAAUCCCAUACAAUUAAAACAGCGGUGUCUCUUCUGUGAUGACGUAAUUCAUCCCGAAGACUGCAAUCUCUCUCUACAGUGUGAUGAAGAUCAAAUUUGCUACACGGAACACAUUUAUGUUAACGAUGAAAAAAGAUUCAGAAUGGGAUGUGCCCCAAAAAGUGGAUGUAUUGUUGCUACACCGUCAGGACCUCCAGUGUCAGUCGUUGGAAAACGAAACAAUGAGUUACCGUUCUUAGAUCGCUAUAGAAAAGCUUUACCUACAGAUCGAAAAUAUUGCGCCAAAUGCUGUACUGGACCUAACUGUAACCGGGACCUAUGUACAUCUAGACAAGUUAUUAAUCAAUAUCAAUUGGUAGCGCCACCUCCUUUGGUCCUUUGUCAAGAUUAUGACGAGACGUCAUGUAGGAGUGGUCUGGUUGAUGCUAAUUUCUGCCAGGAUCUAGUAAACAAGAGACUGUUUUGCCCAAGGACCUGCAAUACGUGUUCUGGAGGUGGAAUACCUCUCCCUGUUACCACAGCAAUAACUACAGCAGGCAGCGGAAGCACAACACCCGCAGGGUGUACGGAUAAAAAUCCAAGCCAAUGCCAGCAAUAUAAGGACUUUUUCUGUGAUCCUUCAAACCCUGGUGGAAUAGACGUCUGUCCAGUGACCUGUAAUAAGCCAGGAUGUUCAUCAGGUGGAUCGACAGUGAAUCCAGUAACAGUUUCAUCUAAACCCACUUCUCCUCCCUGUUCAGAUCCUAUUCCUCCAUGUCAAUGUGAGUAUCUACAGAACAAACUUCAGAUCUGCAACGAUGGAGAUCAAGAGCUUCAGAAAUUCUGCUGCUUUUACUGUAAGAAGGUGCAUGAUCCGAAUUGGGUAUGCUCUACGACAGAUAGAACAUUUUGUGACGCUUAUGAAAAGCCGUUCGCUCAAGAAAUUAUGGGUAUAAACAUAACCUGUCACCAUUAGUGAUAAUAAAGAUAUUUGUAAGGAAAU
This is a messenger RNA of Saccostrea echinata, 1334 nucleotides long. RefSeq lists its product as uncharacterized. The transcript has 16 exons. The record is from RefSeq and is a predicted model, not a curated record. The coding region runs from base 18 to 1307 and encodes 429 amino acids. NCBI's taxonomy places the organism in Eukaryota, Metazoa, Mollusca, Bivalvia, Ostreida, Ostreidae.